Cherax quadricarinatus is the source of this 6723-nucleotide messenger RNA. Its product is annotated as polyhomeotic-like protein 1. Gene Ontology annotation, cellular component: nucleus. Gene Ontology annotation, biological process: regulation of DNA-templated transcription. The record is from RefSeq and is a predicted model, not a curated record. NCBI's taxonomy places the organism in Eukaryota, Metazoa, Arthropoda, Malacostraca, Decapoda, Parastacidae. Gene Ontology annotation, molecular function: transcription coregulator activity.
CAUGUUGGGAGUGGCGGCUGCCUCAACCUGCCAGAUUCACAUAUAUCCACACCAAACCUCGCCAUUUUUACCCCCUCCGCCUCCCUGCCGAGCAAGAUACCGCGAUAUAUAGCAUUUUAAAAAAGCAUUCAGGGGCUUAGCGGCGCCUAAAUGAGGCAUAAUAAGCUAUGUUUGUGUGUGGUGAGUGGUGACCUCUGGCGGCCACUUGGCAAACUAUGAUGCCAUUAUGGCCGAUGUUUGGAAUUGAUCUGUGAAAGGCAGAUUAGGUUCUCGCGAUUUUAACACCUGUUAAUGCGUUAGUGGCCGUAAAUACCAUCACCCAGACUUGGACGUGUCAGCCUAGCUAGGGGUAAGCUCUCCAGUGAUUAAGACGGUGGAACAGUCAUAAUCAACACAACUCUGGUAACACCUGGUAUAUGGAUCCCCACAAGAUGGGAGGUGGCAUGAAUCAACCGCCACCUGCACACAACAUGCCCGGCCCUCCGCAGCAUCCCGCUGCUCAGCACCCUCCAACCAUGGGGCAGACAAUGCCUCCACGACCUAUGCAGACAGGUUACCCCAUGCAGCCUAGACCAGCACACACAGGAGCCCCUGGGUCAAUGGCACCAAAACCCACAGGCACUCCAGGUCAUAUGGCCCCAAAACCACAGACCCCCCCAGGAAAUAUAUCCCCAAAGCCUGUAGUGCCCACCACUACCACGACUACGACAAAUGUCCAGCAGGUCCAGCCAAAGCUGCAGAUGCCAGUACACCCUACAGCACAACUCAAGCCCAAUCCACCAGUUAGCACAACGGCAAACAUGGCACAGAUGCCCAAGCCUACACCUGCUCUUGUACCUGUAACGUCAGCUACUUCUAUCUCUAAAUCUACAACACAAGUGAUGCAGCAGCAGUCACACCUGCAGACACACUUGCAGCAGCAACAGCAGCUGCAGCAGCAUCAGCAGCAGCAGCAUCAGCAGCAGCAACAACAGCAGCAGCAGCAGCAGCAGCAGCAGCAGCAGCAGCAGCAACAACAACAGCAGCAGCAGCAGGCACAACAGCAGCAGCAACAGCAACCACAACAGCAGCAGCCUAAACUAGCUGUACCUGUUCAUCAACAGUUGCAUCAGCAACAACAGCUGCAUCAGCAGCAGCAGCAGCAGCAGCAGCAGCAACAGCAACAACAGCACCAGCAGCAACCACAACAUCAACAAGCACCAAAGCCAGCUGUAUCUCUCCAACAGCCUCAACAUCAACAACCCCCAAAGCCUGCUCUUCCAGUUCAACACCAACAGCAUUCACAGCCUCUGAAGCCUGCUGCACUAUCACAGAAUGCAGCAAUCUCAUCAAAGCCACUUAUGCCAUCCGUUUCUAUAACUCCUAGCUUUCAUAAAUCCCCUCAGAUCUCACAACCCUCUCCAGCCUCUAUACCAUCUGCCAACCAACCUAAACUAGGACAAGCUCAGUCUGCAUCACCCACAAAACCUGUACCAGCUGCUGUACCUAUACCUGCUUCAGUGAUUCCUCUUAGUAUUAAGCCUGCCCAGCCUGCUGGCCCUCCAACUGGCCCUACACAGAGUCCAAAGCCCUACGCAUCGAUCACACCUGUAACCAUAGCCGGUCAGGGUCAACCACCAAGACUCGCCAAUGCCAUGCCACUACCUAUACAGAAACCUCCCCAGCUGCCUCAGCAAGCUAAGCCAAUGCCACCAGCAUCCUCAGCUCUUAAUACUUCCACAAAGCCACCAGCAGCCACUACACCUGCUGCUACACCCACACCUCAUCCCAAACCCUCACUCACUGAGAUACUUUCACAAAAACCUGCUGUCUCAGAAAUUCCUCCACACAAAGCAGUAGAAACCACAAAGCUGUCUGUAGAUACAAUUGCGAAGACUCAAACAAUUCCAAGUGUUAAUGGAGUGCCAGUGUCCAAGUCGCCGGUGAAGCCUAUUAAUCCCCUUCUGCCAUCAAAGCCUACUGAAGCUCCAUCCACUGAAACCAAGCCAUCUUUGCCUCCAGCAGUGUCACUGCCCAAACCUGCCUCUCCAGUUAAUAAGCCAAAAGUUGAAACAUCAGUCCCUCAACCCAAGAAAGAAAUUGUGAAAGAGAGCCCAAGUGCCAAGUCUUCUAUUGAAAAUUCAACAGAUGCAAAGACUGUUAACCAUGCUGACGCAAAAGACGAGGAUAUCCCCGAUACGCCGAAAAAGACACGAACACCCAGACAAAAGCGUGAAAUAUCAGCCGCAGAGACUCCAGGUGAUGAAAGACGCAGUAAGCGACCUCGUAACCCUGCAAACUUGUACCAAUCUCCUGGUUUGGAUUCCUUGAACAGAGUUCGGAAAACAGACUCAUCUACCACAAAAUCACCUCAGGAUAAACUUAUUGUUUUCUUCAGAAAUGAGCACGUGGCCUUGAGAAAUUCGGAAGGCACUUUCUACUUGUGCCAAGUCGCUCAGAACGUCUUUAGAAACACUCGAAAAAUUAAAAUACGAUGGUUAUCCCCCGAGGAACCCGACAACAAGAGCUGCAAUACGUACAAGCCCGAUUAUUAUGAUAUUACAGAUUUUGACUGCAUUCUAACAACUGUAAGUUUGGAACGGAUAGACCGCUAUACGCUACGGUUAAAACCCGAUGAAGAAACCCGAAUCAACAAUAUUUUAAAACGUGCUAUGGACUUAGAGAAGGGGGUUGUGGAAGACAAGCAAAGUGUGGAUCCUAAUCAUCCUGAUGGAUUGGAUCUUUCAUUGUACACAAAUGAAGAUCAGCUUAAGACUAGGAGGAAGAGAAGUUCGACAGGGAAGAGGAAGAAGAAAGAAGAAUCCUCGGGAGAGAGUGGUGUGGAGUCGGAAGAAGAAUCUGAUAAUAGCGAAGAAGCAAGCCCCAAGAAAAUUGCACGAACUCCUGCCAGACGUAAUGCAAGAGCCAGUAGCAAGACUCCAGCCAAGGCCAAAACAUCCUCUCCUCCAGCAAAAGCCAAAAAUCAGGAAAUCCUACACCUGCAGUCAGCAGUAGCCAAGGUCAAGGGUACUCGUGUUUCUACACCAAAGUCAGCACGCAAAGGCACACCCAAAGCUGCUGGUAAGACCUCAGCGAAAACCCCAUUGAAGAGCACUGCAAAAGCUACACCGAAGGCUGCUGUUCCACCAAAGGCGACACCCAAGGCUGCUGUUCCUCCAAAGGCGACACCCAAGGCUGCUGUUCCUCCAAAGGCGACACCCAAGGCUGCUGUUGCACCAAAGGCGACACCCAAGGCUGCUGUUCCACCAAAGGCCACACCCAAAGCUGCUGUUUCUCCCAAAACCACUCCAAAAUUGGGAAGGCGGGCAACUCGCAAAUAGCCCGAGGAAAAUAUGGGGGAGUCCCAGGGAAAUAGCCAACAGCCAAAACCACGGGGAAUGAGGGCACCAAAUGACCUGACCACAUGCAUAAGGCUGAUGCUGUUAGCAAAAUAGGUACUCGUCCAAUUAUCAAAUUAAGGAAAUUGUCAGACUUUUUGAAUUGAAGAAAUUCAUGAAGCUGUAGUGUGCAAGCCUUACUGCAUAUACCAAUGAUGGAGGCAGAAAAAGGCUUUUUGUAAAUGAGCAUUCUUAACUCCCUCCCCUUCCCCUCCCCUUUCCCUUAGCAUCAUUGUGUAAUUGUUAUUGUUUGUAAAUGUUAGUCUGUUUUCCUCCAUCCUCCCCUCUACCCUCCAUUCCUCCCAUUUUACAACAAAAUGGCCAUUCAUUAUUGGAAUGUAUGAAGAAUCAUUUCUUGUGUAUAUGAGUGGUUGAGAGAGAACUCAUGAAUGAUUGUGCGAAUGUUCGUGUACAAAACUGAGAGGGGUAAUUGUAACAGUUUAAAUUAAUUAGAGGAUAGGUUAUGUUCAGAGUACAUAUUAAUGUUUAAUCUAUUGUAUAUGUAUAAUAGUUCUCAAUGUACAACUCAAACUUUUUAUAUCAUUACAAGAGUGGCAUUCUCUCUCCCUUCUCACUUUUUUUUUUCUAACACCUGAGGAAGUCUAUAGGUUGAGGAAAUCUUCAGGUUAUGAUGCCUAGAAUUGAGGAAGUCCUCAGGUACAGAAAGUUUCCAGGUUGAGAUUUGUAGGGUUGAGGAAGUCCUCAAGUUAAGAAGUCUAAGGUUGAUGAAGUCUUUCUAGAGUGGGGAAACCCUCAUGAUUGUGGAAGCCUUGGGGUCUUAUUGGUGUGUUACAGAGACUGUUACUUACUGCUCAACGUAAACUGAACUUUGGGGAAAGUAUCCACAAAUUGUGAGUGAAGUAGAAAGUACUCUGUAAGAAUUGAAGAGUUAUUUAUCAUAAAAGUUUAUGCACCUGUAUGAGAAAGAAGCACUUCACUAUUUUUGUAAAUUGGGUGAUUUACAGAGUUUGAGUUUGUAUACUUUCUUAAUGAAUAUAUAAACUGAUUGGUUUUGCAAUUACUAUUAUUAUUAUUCUUAAUCUUUUAUCAAAUUUUUUCCUUUAUUUUUUGAAGUGGAAAUGCAAUAUCUUGCUACUGUUACUGCACGAUUACUACUUGCACUACAGUAUUGAGCAAUUGGUUUAGGAACUACCAAACUGUAGCAUAGUUAUGCCUCUGCCCUCUACUCAGAAUGAGGAAAUGUGAAAAACCAAGGCACACUGCUCAUUGUGAGUGGUCUCUUGUACAAACUCAAGUGAUGUAGAGGGCAGGGUAAAGUAGGCUGUACAUAAGUAAUGACCCGUAACAUUGAUGUAUUGUCUUGAUUGUAGGUGUGUGACUUAUGAAUGGUGUUUAUGUUACAGACUUUUGAGCUAUAAUUCUUAGAGAACACUUGAGUGAUGACUUUUAACAUUGAGAAAUCCAUCCUGAUAUUCCCCAACAAGUGAAAAUAACAUGCCAACUCAUAAAUUAGCUAUUAAGGUCCAUUGUUUCAGGCAUUGAGGUGCAUUUUCUGCUUGUACAUCUAAAUCUAUCUUGAGAUAAUAGAUGAUAUACCAUUAUAAGUGAUAAUUACAUUCAAGUUGUGUUUUAAGAAUUUAGGUCUUGGAGCAUAUCUGGGCUUUGGUGGAAAUGUGCUAAGAGUGAGUGGGAACACCAAGCCCUAUUUUAUCUUAUAAGCCUGGAUUUUAGGCAUUGAUCUGGUGCAUAUGAGGAUUGUUAAGAGAAUCCUUGUCACGGCACUUAGGCGCUGCUUACCAGUGAACAGGGGGUAAUAUAGGUGGUAUUAUUGACCUGAGCUUAUGAAGGUGAACAAACAAUGAGCACUGUUACAUGUUUUACCUGAGUCAAUUUUAAAGUGUUGGGCUACAAUCACUGAUAAGCUACAACAUGUAAGAGCUCAUUUGUGUUUUCCAUGGGUAUGCGAGAAUUACCAACCCAAGAUGUUAGUGGAAAUGACUCAUUCUUUGAUACAUAGUGUAAAAGGAAACGGCAACAGUACUAUUUAACGUGUUGCUUUUUUAACAUGUUCAGUCACUUUUAUACAAAUCUUGAGGACUUUAGGGUAUUUGUAAAGUUCAGUGUAUACCCCUUCUAGUGCAAACUUAUCGGGACAUUUUGCUGAUAGAUAGUGAAGCAAGUACAAGCACAUUGGUAUUUUUAUUUUGGUUUUAAUUUUUUUUUUUUUAGUUUUUAUUCUGGAGUCAGGAUGAUAUGUUCCCAUCUUUUUAUUAAUCAUUCUAAAAAUGCCUUUCAGAUUUGGGCUAUAAAAUGUAUAUUUUUUCCCACUUGCCAUACCCUGCUUGGACUACUACACUGAGUGAGAGAACAUGCUGAAAAAUUCUUUAUCAUAAGAGUUGUCAGCAGUGAGACUGUGUGAUUGACUGCAGUUAUGUGAGCCAUUUGCAGAGAUCAGUAACUUUAAUUUACAUUUUGGAAAUUCAGUCAUGGGGGUCAGUUUGACAAGGUUUAUUUUUGUAAAAGUUUUUCAUACACAACAGUUAUUAGUUUUGAACUCUUCCAUAUCUUGACCAAUCUCUGUUCACAGGAGACCUUGUGUAUGUAGUGCUAAAAAAUUACCUUUAUUAUUUUGAAUGAACUAAUAUAUAUGUAAAGUUUUGUCUUAAAGGAAUUUAUUACACUGAACCAAGGUUUUUUUUUUUCUGUUGUAUGUAAAAUUUUGAAGAAAACUAUUUUAAGAAUUUUGUGAAAGUGUUAACCUCUCGAAAAAAAAAAAAAUACCCAAGUUGUGUAAAUUAUGCUUUUACAAUAGUUGCUAUUAAAGAUUAUUUUGAGGAAAAGUAUAUAUUUUUUGAAUGGCAAAGAUCCUUUAUGAAAAUGAAUUAAACAUUAGGAGUCUCAUUGGUUACUUCAUGUAACCAAGUACACUACUUUAAGUCUUGAAUGCUAUUUUAAUUUUGGAAAGUUUGCAGAGCAUCAGGUGGGCUGUCAUGUGUAAUUUUGACUUGUUUUUGAACCUGUUUGCUUAUAAAAACUGUAUAUAGCAUUUCAAGCAGUGUAAUUAGUUCAGAAUUUGAGGCCACCUGUGAGCUUAAAAAAAAAAAAAACUAAUUUCUGGGUAAAAAGAAAUGCUGGUGGAUCAGUAACUGUCUGAUAAAAUGUCUAAAUGCUUUAGCAAUAUAGCUUUUACCUUUAUUUUGUUACCUUAAUUUGUUUCUUUUACAAAAAAAAAAAGUCAUUGGGAUUGUUGUGUGAAUGAUGGUAUCAGCAGCAGUUAAGUUUCAACCUUUUGCAACAGACCAUUUCCACCUAAGUAUUUUGCAUACAGUAAGUAGGUCACAUUGUAGCAAUGUGCCAUUGUUUUCAUAAGUAAAUAUCAUUGUAC